GGGACAAUAGUAAAACUUCCAGAUGUUGCCAUCGUAAUUCGCAGAAGGGUCGCUCCCUUAUGCCAUACCGAGGCCAGAGAUGGUCAGUAGAGCCGAAGCGCCGAAGGAGGAGCACAAUGACCAGAAUUCCCGCUUCUCUGGCUGUAAGCGCCUCCUGGUGCUCCUGGGGAAGGUAGCAUUUCAGGGAAUUGUGGAGCUGAGCCCGCACAGCGUGUGGGACUUGCGGCUCUUCGGGAAGCUGGGCUUCGGAAACAUGUGCUCUGAUGAACACGGAUUUCGGUGUGCCUGCCCACAACCUACUCAGAGCCUGGAGGCCGUUUUCAGACGUGAGGAAUUUCGAUCUGAGCUGCUAUUUUUAUGCCAGUGUUUGCUGCUGGCUCUCGGAGCUUGAGAAGUGGUCAACCGUAGCAGUCAUCUCACAGCCCAAAUAUGCUUCUGUGGGAUUCUCCACAAUACUUGCAUAAUCUUUGCCCUUUUCAGCUCUGCAACACAACAUCUGCUGCUGCUGCUGCUUUCGUUGAUCGACGCCUCUCCUAGAUCCACCUCCUCUUCUGAGCUAUUAUUCCGUAAAUACGGUUGGCCGUUGCUCGCUCACAAGAGCCCUGCCCCAGAUGUACCCCUCUUCCAGCCUCUGCGGGACCUUUAGGCAUAUCCUGUUUGAGAACUGGUUUCUGAUGACCAAAGUUUGGCCUUCCCAAAGAAUUUCAGUGCUUAAUUUAGAGAUAGAGCGACGCUUUGCAAACAACAGGUUCUUGAUCCAUCGGGUGCAUGUUCGAGAUCGAGUCUGCAAGAAGUCGAAUUUGGAAACAGCUUUCGAGAAAGCACUGCCGGGAAUCAUAUUGAGCUCAAAGCUCCAGCCUGUUACUAAUGGCGUUCUAUUAAUUCAAAAGCUUUGGGCGUGACCUCGUGUUUCCCCGUGGAAGACUGUGCAAACAAAGAGAGAUAACUUGUCCACAGAUCAAGGCGUUGUUGUCGGUGUGUGGGUUCCCUCAUUUUCAGCUCCCAGUAUAGAUGCCAAAGAAUUGUCAUAAGUUCUUCAUGUGAGAAGGAAGGUUGACACCAGCACAUCCAGGAGCAUUGUCCAUAACUGGAUAAUUUACUGCAUGCCCCCCUUAUAUUCCAACGCACUGUGGAGAUUAGAAACUGUAAGCAGCACAUGUCUGCACAUAGUUUUCAAAUGUUCUAUGUUGGUCCAAAACACUUUCAUAUUAAAUGUGUGCUUUACAUUCUUGAAUUAUUUUUU
This is a messenger RNA of Marchantia polymorpha subsp. ruderalis, 1243 nucleotides long. NCBI's taxonomy places the organism in Eukaryota, Viridiplantae, Streptophyta, Marchantiopsida, Marchantiales, Marchantiaceae. The record is from the annotation of a GenBank genome assembly.